Messenger RNA from Aspergillus nidulans FGSC A4, 441 nucleotides. RefSeq lists its product as uncharacterized. The record is from RefSeq and is a predicted model, not a curated record. NCBI's taxonomy places the organism in Eukaryota, Fungi, Ascomycota, Eurotiomycetes, Eurotiales, Aspergillaceae. The coding region runs from base 1 to 441 and encodes 146 amino acids. The transcript has 2 exons.
AUGCUUGCAAUGGGAGUUGCGGAAGAGUUGAGAUGCGAGGAAGUGAAAACGACCCAGAGAAGACAGCCUAGGAAGCUGACCAUGUCUGCCGGUGCUAUAGCGUUACCUUUACGACCAAUGUCUGUCCCACCUACAAUUGCGAGCCUGUAUGCUGCCCUUGCUUUGUUGCUGUUGGUAGCUUCGCGUCCAAGAGAUGUUCGAUACCUCUUAAACAAAGGAUACAUCCUCAACGUUUUGACAGACCAUGCAAAGUUUGAGAGCACAUCUAACAUCGAGUCUGGUCAGGAUACCGGAGGGGAGGGUUUCUCGGUAUACGUGGGGAGAUUCAGCUCUCUGGCCUACGCAACAGAUCAAGUUGAUAUGUCUGACCUUGAGCACAGAGUCCAUCAGCAGAAGCAGGCACUCAUUAUUAUGACUCAAGAUUCUAAUCCUAGGCAAUAA